Messenger RNA from Chilo suppressalis (striped riceborer), 1290 nucleotides. NCBI's taxonomy places the organism in Eukaryota, Metazoa, Arthropoda, Insecta, Lepidoptera, Crambidae. The record is from the annotation of a GenBank genome assembly.
AUGAAAAUACUAAAGGGAAACAUAAAAGAGAAGCUUGCAAUUUUGAAGCCGAUCUUACCGUACGGCGUGUUAGAGUCGUGGGAUGAUUUAGAUCCGAAAUUGUAUCACGCCGUGCAUAUUUACUGGUUGAAGUUUUACGGAUUAUGGUAUUACGAUUUCGCUCCGGGAAGCUUCAUGUUCUGGAUACGUUUCCUUUAUACAAUGCUCGUGAUGUGGCUCGUAUGUUUUUUGCCAGGCAUUGGAGAAGUCGUGUAUUUACUCAAGCGGAGAGAUGAUAUCGGCGACAUAGCUGAAGGAUUAUAUUUAUUCCUUAGUGAAAUGUAUACUUACUUCAAAAUGUCAGUAUUUUGGUUGAACAAGGACAAAGUGUUAAAUUUGCUGCAAUAUCUGACAUGCGAGCAUUUCAAGCCCGUUGAGGCGGAACACAAGGAAAUAAUAAAGAAAAGUAUUGGAACAGCACGAUUUCUUAUGACGUUCUACUCUACGAUCUGUGUCGGUGCCGUCUCAGUUGGCAUCAUUAUGCCGCUCACGGAGAAUUUUGAUAUUUUGCCGACGAACGUAGAGUACCCAUUCUUUGAUGUCUACCAAUCACCAGCCUACGGAAUACUUUACUUUCAUCAUGCCUACUACAAGCCGGCCACGUGCAUCAUCGACGGCGUUAUGGACACCAUUCUGGCAGCGUUCAUUGUGUCAGCACUCGGUCAAAUAGAAAUACUGACAUUCAACCUACGUAAUUUCGAUGUAAUAGCGAAGAGGCGACAUAAAAGGGCCCUUGACGGGAACAAACCGGAAGCUUCGUGGUCUAACGAGCGUCACAUACGGGCCGUGCUUAAGGACUGCAUCAUACACCAUAAAAGUAUCAUUAGAUACGUGUCUAUGAUAGAGAGCGCAUUCAGCCUAGCAUCUGCGCUGCAGUUCAUGUUGAGCGUUAUGGUAUUGUGUCUCGUCGGCCUCCAGUUCCUAUCGAUAGAAAAUCCAGCAAGCCAUGCAAUGCAAAUAAUCUGGAUGGCGAUAUACCUUACCUGUAUGUUGAUAGAAGUUUUUAUAAUAUGUUGGUUCGGCGACGAAUUGAUAUGGAAGAGCAGGGGCUUAGUUCAAGCUGCUUUCGAUGGACCUUGGUUGAAAAUUGAGCAAAAGGAUAAAAUUUUCAUUGUCAUAUUUUUGGAGCGAUGCAAACGUCCACUGAGAGUAACGGCUGGUAAAAUUUUUACACUCUCUCUGGAUACAUACACUAUUCUUAUAAACUGGGCUUAUAAGGCCUUCGCAGUAUUCAGCAAAGUGAAGAAAUGA